AUGCCCCGACCUGCCGCCCGACCCACCAUCGCUCCUUCGACACUCGCGACGCAGACCAUCCCCGACGACCUUGUCGUCCUGCGUCGUCAAUGGAAAUGGGCCGCCUUCUGCCAGUUUUUUGCAACAUUCGCUCCGUUGUUCGCAAUGGAUGAGGUGACCGUUGGCGAUAUCGAACAUGACCUUGUACAUUCAACCAGUGUUGUAAUUCCCCGCAUUAUGCAGAGGCUGUUGUAUUGUUUAAGCUACGAUCGCAAGGUUUCCUUGGACAACUGGCAGACUGCCUUGCGCAAGCAGUAUUUCAAACGUGAUCCACAGGCAAACCCCUUAGGCGGCGAUGUACCUCUGGACAGAUAUUCCAAGUCCGUAGAGCCUACAGCACUCACCCCCGGGCCGAAGUCUGAGGCAGACGACGACGUCAAUCUCGGAGGCUCGGAAGAUGUGCUCCCCAGCGAAGAACAACACCAGGAGCACAAAGCGACGACGCCAGCUAAUUUCAUACCAUUACCAGAGACGAAGCAAGCGUCCGUAUCUGUCAGCGGCGGUGAGGGUGUCAAGGACUGGCUUCAACUGCCUAUGCUGGAGAAGUUGGAUUCUAUGCACCUCUUGACCGAAUGGCAGUUCCAAAACCCCACCCGGUUGAGACAGAUUAUGAAGAGUGACGACGAAGCCGCAACCUGGCGAGUUGAGCCAAUUGGCUUCGAUGUCAAGAAGAAUGCCUACUGGUUGAUCGGUGAGGAUAGGCUAUGGAUCCAACGUUGUCCUCCAAGGCCGAACCUCAAGAGGAAGCGGGUCAUUCUCAAGCUAAACGCGAAACCGACCAAGGCCUCGAAUAAAAGAUCUCGGGUUGAACCUUCUAAGCCAGCCCGACAAGCCCCUAGAAGGGAAGAAGCCGCACCCACUGGUCGCGGAGGCGGUCGAGCGGCGAAAAUGCAAGCAAAGUUAAAGCUUGAUGCCCAGGCAAAGGAGCUAGCUGAGCUUAAUAAACAAGCAGCUUCGUCGAAGGGCACUCCCCGCAAAGCACGAGCAAAUCCACAGAACAACAGUUCAACUCCGUCAAAGCUGCCUGGGCGGCCUGUAAACAACAGUCGGCCAGCAGGGACCCGCCUCAGCUUACGGUUGAGGGGAUCCCUGGUGGGGGAGUGGCAGCCCAUACCGACGGAAUGGCUUGAAGAAAGCGAACCGAAACAACCCGUCAAACGUAAAACUGGCUUGGAAAGCGAUCUGGAGAGUAUCAGCGAUCUGACCGAACUUAGUGAAGAGUCGCCAUCCGAACAUCCUUCCCCCGAUCAUGAUCACGAUGCUGAGGAAGAGGAAGAACCCCCUGUCCAAGAGCCGGUCCAGGAGCUGGAGGAACCACUUGAAGUGACUGAGAAGAGUGAAGGACCUGAACAUCCCGCGGAUUUCAUUGAAUGGGAAACGAUCGCCGUUACGCUAGAUGAAUGGGAGCAUGUUGCCGAUCCAUUCACCCAAGCAGGGCACUAUUCUGAGAAAGCUCUUUACAAAGUACUCAAUGUAAUUGCACCGAUCAUUAUCGAGCAACUGAGGGAGGUUGAGAAGAACCGACGCCUAGAGGAAGCCGUCACUCAUCGCAAGCGGUCAUCUCGCAUUGCGGUCAAGGAAAGCGAGAAGGAAGAAGCCCGCCUUGCUGCCAAGAAACGAGCUGAAGAAGAAGAGAAGUUUAGUCGGGCACGUCGUGCCGAAGCCCGACAACAGAAGGAGGAAGCCGACCGCCAACGCAGAGAGACUGCCAGAGAAACACGACGAAGAGAACGUGAAGCCAAAGAAGCAUUGCAGAAGUCAACGACGGAAGUUUCUACCCCAGACGAAGGUGACGUCAAGGAACCAGCGGCAAACGGCACCCAACAGUUUCAACGGACCAAUGGCUCUGGCAGCGGCUCGCGGACACCUAACUCUGAUUGGGAACUCGAUUGUGAGAUUUGCCAACGGCGUGGUGCUAACCUCGAUGACGGUACCCCUAUGAUGUCCUGCGGUUCAUGUUCUAAAUGGCAACACAUCAGUUGCCACGACCGUGCGGACCAGGCAGCGGGUCGAUCAAAGCGUAACUGGGACGAUGUCGAAUUCUUCUGUUAUAAAUGCCGUGUGAAGUCCCAAGGCCCGCCAGGUAGAUCCAAUGGCGCCGUUACUUCGCAAUCGAUUCAACUCUCUGCCCCUUACCGAACCAACGGGGGAUACACAUCCAAAGCACCAGGCACAGCGGUGCCGACUUACCAAGUACCUUACUCCGUACCGAACUAUUACUCGCAGAACGCUCAGGCUCCACUCACCUUCUCUCACUAUCAACCCGAGCAACGAGUGUUCAUGCCAUCCCAAAUGCAUCAGCCAUACGGCUCUUCUCUAACGCACCAACCGUAUGGGGGAACGAUGAACGGCCAUGCAGCUAAUACAUGGCAACCCUCUCAUCCUUCCCAGCUGUCUGGCCCACUUCCUGGUGUACCAACCUUUCCAUCAGGGAGCUCAGGUGUCGCUCCCCCAUUUGCGCAACACCCUUUCCCUCCCCAGCCCCCCCGUCACCCUAGUCUCCCUCAUCAACCUGCCCAUCCGCCUCACAUGCCACCGAGCCAAUCACCCUCGCAACAUCCGUACUACCCCACAUAG
Pleurotus ostreatus (oyster mushroom) is the source of this 2616-nucleotide messenger RNA. RefSeq lists its product as uncharacterized. The transcript has 10 exons. Gene Ontology annotation, biological process: regulation of DNA-templated transcription. NCBI's taxonomy places the organism in Eukaryota, Fungi, Basidiomycota, Agaricomycetes, Agaricales, Pleurotaceae. The record is from RefSeq and is a predicted model, not a curated record. The coding region runs from base 1 to 2616 and encodes 871 amino acids. Gene Ontology annotation, cellular component: RSF complex.